AUGAUACUAUCACCUGCUGAAAGAUCAUACUUGUAUGACUCGUUGUCACAGAAACCACCUAUUAGACCAGGUGCCAGAUCAGACCAUCAAUUCAGACCAUUGGAAGCAAAGACUUCAUUUUUACCAAAUUCAAAUGGAUCAGCUAGAAUAAGAUUGAAUGAUGGAAGUGAAUGUAUGAUCAGUGUCAAGUCCAAAGUGGUGGUGACCAAAUCAGUAACUAAUCUAAUUGAUGUUGAUAUUGAUGUGGCUGGGUUCAGAGAUGAUUCUAACUUUGUUUCUAACCUUAAAUAUAAUUUAACUAGUUUAUUAAUAACAAACUUCCCAUCUCAAUAUUUAAAAUUAACUUCAAAAUAUUCUUUCAAGUUGUUCAUAGAUUGCAUAGUGAUAAGUCACUCCUCAUAUCCAUUAAGUUUAAUAUCGUUAGCUACUUAUUUAGCUUUAAAAACUACUAGACUUCCAUUAUUGGUUAGUGAAGUUAAUGAUGAAGAAAUUGAAGAACAACCAACCUUUUCUGAUGAUUGGGAUAAUGCCAAAUACUUAGAUGAAGCUUUCGAACCUCCUAUUUUCAUAACACUCGGAGUAAUAGGUACAAAUUUACUCUUUGAUCCAUCAAUUGAAGAAGAACAAGUAUUGGAAAAUGGAUUAAUUGUUAGUUUCUACAAAGAUAAUGUUAUUACUCCCAUUUCAAAUAUCAAUUUAGCUACAAAUUCAAAUAAUUCAAACUUCAAAGGUUUAAAUCAAAAGCUUAUAAUAGAAAGUAUAAAUUUAUGUAACAAAUACUGUCCUGCCAUCAUAAAGGCAUUGAAUACCUUAACAGAACAAGACGAUGAAGGUGAUGAUGAUCAUAUCUUUUAA
Scheffersomyces coipomensis is the source of this 855-nucleotide messenger RNA. RefSeq names its product exosome non-catalytic core subunit (gene RRP42). Gene Ontology annotation, cellular component: nuclear exosome (RNase complex); cytoplasmic exosome (RNase complex). NCBI's taxonomy places the organism in Eukaryota, Fungi, Ascomycota, Pichiomycetes, Serinales, Debaryomycetaceae. The coding region runs from base 1 to 855 and encodes 284 amino acids. The record is from RefSeq and is a predicted model, not a curated record. Gene Ontology annotation, biological process: nuclear mRNA surveillance; U4 snRNA 3'-end processing; U5 snRNA 3'-end processing. Gene Ontology annotation, molecular function: mRNA 3'-UTR AU-rich region binding. The transcript has a single exon.